AUGCAAGGCAAAAGAGAAGUGGAUGAUGGAGAAGGCGGUGGGUUCUGGCAGACAGCCUCUGACACAUCUGCAGCAGCUGCAGCUGGAUAUUCCAGGCCUGGAGACUGUCCAUUUGGGAAGGGCGUGGGUGGCAGGUUUGCAGACUAUGCAGAGAAGCUGAUCAUGCCGCAGUCCCUGCAGCACUUGCGCCUGGAGGAUAUGCACCCACAGGAGCUCGUGCUGCCAAGCAGCGCCACGAGUGCCAGAGUGGCUGCAGUGCAGGGCCUUGUGCUGGACGGAGUCAUCUGA
This is a messenger RNA of Coccomyxa subellipsoidea C-169, 288 nucleotides long. RefSeq lists its product as hypothetical. Bases 1 to 288 code for a protein of 95 amino acids. The transcript is spliced from 3 exons. Lineage: Eukaryota; Viridiplantae; Chlorophyta; Trebouxiophyceae; Coccomyxaceae. The record is from RefSeq and is a predicted model, not a curated record.